Messenger RNA from Octodon degus (degu), 3071 nucleotides. It is a transcript of the gene Onecut2, whose product is annotated as one cut homeobox 2. Gene Ontology annotation, biological process: regulation of transcription by RNA polymerase II. Gene Ontology annotation, molecular function: DNA-binding transcription factor activity, RNA polymerase II-specific; RNA polymerase II cis-regulatory region sequence-specific DNA binding. The record is from RefSeq and is a predicted model, not a curated record. NCBI's taxonomy places the organism in Eukaryota, Metazoa, Chordata, Mammalia, Rodentia, Octodontidae. Gene Ontology annotation, cellular component: nucleus.
GCAUCGCGCUCGGCCAUGGUCACCAGCAUGGCCUCGAUCCUGGAUGGCGGCGACUACCGGCCCGAGCUCUCCAUCCCACUGCACCAUGCCAUGAGUAUGUCCUGCGACUCGUCGCCGCCCGGCAUGGGCAUGAGCAACACUUACACCACGCUGACGCCGCUCCAGCCGCUGCCACCCAUCUCCACAGUCUCGGACAAGUUCCACCACCCGCACCCGCACCACCACCCACCACCACCACCACCACCACCACAGCGUCUGUCGGGCAACGUCAGCGGUAGCUUCACCCUCAUGCGCGACGAGCGCGGGCUUCCGGCCAUGAACAACCUUUACAGCCCCUACAAGGAGAUGCCCGGCAUGAGCCAGAGCCUGUCCCCGCUGGCUGCUACGCCGCUGGGCAACGGGCUGGGCGGCCUCCACAAUGCGCAACAGAGCCUGCCCAACUACGGUCCGCCGGGCCACGACAAAAUGCUCAGCCCCAACUUUGACGCGCACCACACUGCCAUGCUGACCCGCGGUGAGCAACACCUGUCCCGAGGCCUUGGCACCCCGCCCGCGGCCAUGAUGUCCCACCUCAAUGGUCUGCACCACCCGAGCCACACUCAGUCCCACGGGCCAGUGCUGGCUCCCAGCCGCGAGCGUCCCCCGUCCUCCUCGUCGGGCUCGCAGGUAGCCACAUCAGGCCAGUUGGAGGAGAUCAACACCAAAGAGGUUGCCCAGCGCAUCACCGCAGAGCUGAAGCGCUACAGCAUCCCACAGGCGAUCUUCGCUCAGAGGGUGCUGUGCCGUUCUCAGGGGACGCUCUCCGACCUGCUCCGGAAUCCAAAACCGUGGAGUAAACUCAAAUCUGGCAGGGAGACCUUCCGCAGGAUGUGGAAGUGGCUGCAGGAGCCUGAGUUCCAGCGUAUGUCUGCCUUACGCCUGGCAGCGUGCAAACGUAAAGAGCAAGAACCAAACAAAGACAGGAACAAUUCCCAGAAGAAAUCCCGCCUGGUGUUCACUGACCUCCAACGCCGAACACUCUUUGCCAUCUUCAAGGAGAACAAGCGGCCGUCGAAGGAGAUGCAAAUCACCAUUUCUCAGCAGCUGGGUCUGGAGCUCACCACUGUCAGCAACUUCUUCAUGAAUGCCCGGCGCCGCAGCCUGGAGAAGUGGCAAGAUGACCUGGGCACAGGGGGCUCUUCAGCCACCUCCAGCACUUGUACCAAAGCAUGAUGGGAGGACUCUCACCUGGGCACAAGUCACCUCCAAAUGAGGACAAUAGAUACCAAAAGAAAACACUAAGGAAAAAGACACCAGAUACUUCGCUGGGGCCCUUCACUGGUGAUUUGAAAGCACAAUUCUCUUGCAAAUAAACUUCUAUUCUAGCUGUAAUCAUAGGCCAGGUGUUCUUUUUGUUUGUUUGUUUUUAAUGGCUACAGAGUCCAAGUGCAAGCUGAAAAUUAAUCUCUUUGAACCAGACACUGUCUUCUGAGCAUGCUAAGCAAUGUAUAAGUCCAAAUGGGGCCUUCCUGGAGCCAGCUGAUGCCAGUAUGAUGUCAACCAAGCUCAGGAUUGCUGAAAGCAUCAACAGAACCACUCCAGGUCCUGCCAGCCUCUUGAAGUCAGCGUUCCCACUGGUAACAGUGAGAAGCGUGGCCCAGUGAAGGACUCUGAGUUUAGGCUUCCAUGACACUACAAUAAGAGAAGAAUCUAGCAACAAGAAUGACCUCAUUUGCUUUCCAAGUGCUUAGCCUCUAUAUCCCAGUACACCAAAGCUCACAGCCAUACCAUUUAACAUUUCAGAAUAGUAAUUACUGAGCACAAGUUUUAAAUAUGGAAAUCUAAAAAAUAAAAAAAAUCCAAGGACCUGUUUUUUCAACUCAGGCAUCUUUUCAUUGAAUGAGUUAGAAAGCUUUAAGUUGAUCCAGUUUACAAUCUUUUCUUUACCUCCUGGAAAUCUGAUGUGGUCUUGGAUCUGUCAAGAAAACAAACAAAAAAAAAAAACAAAAAACAAACACUGAAUCAAUUCACUUGAGCUCAAAGUAUCAAGCACAACAACGAUAAACAGAAAAAAGGUUCUGGAUUCACUGCAUCUGGAUUUGUCAAGAUGCCUGUUAAUGAAGUCAUUAGGGAAUCGUCAAGAAUAUGGCUUCAAGCACAUUUUGCAGUUUGCUACAAAUUUUGUUUGUAUGUAAUGCCGACGCACACUCAGGAGGCCAACUUAACUGCUAUGGUAUGUGGAGCAAACAUGGCAUUUUAAAGCUCUAGUUUUUUUAAAGAUCAUUAAUGUGUUCUUCUUGGGUUAUCAGUCAUCUUGUUCCUCCUCUUGUGCAUUAUGACCACCACCUAAUUCAUUCUCAUUCUUUCUACUUUGUGUUGUUACCUCAUCCAUCCCAUUAAUAGAGAUCUUUCCAGUGUUUUCUAGAAGCAAUCCUAAAUCAAUUCACUAGACAUGUUGCUCAUGACUGUCAUCUAGUCCUCUCUUCCAUUGUUGACUCAUCUUUGCAAAACAACUGAAUAAAUCUGGAGAAAACACAGCACACCAAAGAAGCACGAUACUGCAAACCAAAGACAUUUAUUACUUGCCAUUUUCUAGCCUAAUAAUACUGUGAUUACUUUUAGAAAUCAGAAAACCUCUGCAACUCCAAAUGGCAUUCAGCUCUUGCAUUUGGCGCACCAUCGGGCUGAGCGGACCAGCUAUGCCAAGGACGUUAGCCAAGCCACCAGGCAGUGGCUUUACCACGCCAGCUCUGGUUCCUGGCUGUCACCUUCCCAUAGAAAGCAGAAGAGCACCCACAGAACUCUGGGAGAUUGCAAAGGUCAGAUGUGCAUAUUUACCAGUGAAUGGCCCCAGGUGGGCACCAUGGGGGUGUUCAAAGCAAGCCAAACGCUGCAAUGAUUCUUUACAGACACUUAAGACUGACUUUUUUAUGAAUUACUUAAUCGAAACCAAAGAAACUUUUUCUGCACCUACUUCUGCAACAAACAGAACUGUCCCAUUAAAUGAAUAAAUCCGUAAAUCAAUGGAAAUCACCAUCAACAAGAAGGAAGCAUGCCAGAAAAAAAAAAAAAAAAGAAAACCCACAAAAACC